Messenger RNA from Oryzias melastigma (Indian medaka), 2930 nucleotides. It is a transcript of the gene nuak2, whose product is annotated as NUAK family, SNF1-like kinase, 2. NCBI's taxonomy places the organism in Eukaryota, Metazoa, Chordata, Actinopteri, Beloniformes, Adrianichthyidae. Gene Ontology annotation, biological process: protein phosphorylation; intracellular signal transduction; microtubule cytoskeleton organization. The record is from RefSeq and is a predicted model, not a curated record. The transcript is spliced from 6 exons. Gene Ontology annotation, molecular function: ATP binding; tau-protein kinase activity; protein serine/threonine kinase activity. Gene Ontology annotation, cellular component: cytoplasm. The coding region runs from base 247 to 2064 and encodes 605 amino acids.
CGGGCCCUGUGACGUAUCCGGUUGGGGGCGGAGCUUCGCCGGCACUCAUGCAGUCUACCUGCUGAUGGGACGCUCCAGUCAGCGGCUCCACAUCAGCUGGCACGCUCUGGUGGAGCGGCCUGGUUCGGACUUGGUUCGGUGUUAUUUGCGGCUUUUUGGAAAGUUAGCGACGCACUUUAAAGAAGUUCCGAGCGCUCGCGGAGGAAUGCUCUCUGACAACAACCAGUGAGCCGCGGAGAAACCAGCAUGGAGGACCCGACCUCUGCCGGCCGGUCCCCGGCUGCCGGCGCGUCUCCGAGCCCGGUGAAGAAACAAGCCGUGAAGAGGCACCACCACAAACACAACCUGAAGCACCGGUACGAGUUCCUGGAGACGCUGGGCAAAGGCACCUACGGAAAAGUCAAGAAAGCCAAGGAGAGAUGCGGCCGGCUGGUUGCUGUGAAAUCCAUCAGGAAGGAAAAGAUCAAAGAUGAGCAGGAUCUGGUCCACAUCCGCAGAGAAAUCGAGAUCAUGUCCUCCAUGUGUCACCCCCACAUCAUCAGCAUCUAUGAAGUGUUUGAAAACAAAGACAAAAUAGUGAUUGUGAUGGAGUACGCCAGCCGAGGAGAUCUGUACGACUACAUCUGUGACAAGAGGAAACUCUCUGAACGAGAGGCCCGGCACUUCUUCAGGCAGAUCGUUUCGGCUGUUCACUACUGCCAUCAGAAUGGAAUAGUCCACAGAGACCUGAAACUGGAGAAUAUUUUGCUAGACGACAACGGAAAUGUGAAGAUUGCAGACUUCGGUCUGUCAAAUCUCUUCCACGGCGACGAGUUUCUUCAGACGUUUUGCGGGAGUCCUCUGUACGCCUCCCCAGAGAUCGUCAAUGGACGGCCGUACCGCGGGCCAGAGGUGGACACCUGGUCGCUCGGCGUGCUUCUGUACACAUUGGUUCAUGGAAACAUGCCUUUCGAUGGAAACAACCACAAGACUCUGGUCCAGCAGAUCAGCACUGGAAACUACCGGAAACCCACCAACCCCUCAGAUGCUUGCGGACUCAUCCGUUGGAUGUUAAUGGUGAACCCUGAGCGCAGAGCCACAAUAGAAGAAGUUGCUGGUCACUGGUGGCUCAACUGGGGCUACCAGCAGCCGUUACUGUGUGAAAGAAAGAAUGGCGCGGUUGAUCAGACUGUCACGCCAGCGCCCCCUUCAACACCACAUUCCACAGGGCUGACUAGCGUUGCUACGUGGCUGCGACGCACUUCUCGACCUUUACUGGAGAAUGGUUCCAAGAUGCGCUGUCUGCUUCGCUCGCAGGCCGGCGGCGGGGAUGUGGUCCGACAGAGAUCCCUGCGAAGGUCCCGCAAGGAGAAUAAUGUCUCCCAGACAGUGCAUGAUGGAAACUCAGACUCCAGGCCCUGCAAGGGCAUCCUGAAGAGACGAAACAGCAUCAAACAGAAGGCAGUGAGUGAAAUCACUCUACUGGAGCCGCAGAGCAUUUUGGGUGCCUCCGCUCAGGGUCACGGCCCUCCAGCAGCAUUGUUGCCUCGUAAAGGUAUUCUGAAGAAGUCUGCAGAGCAGGAGUCGGGGUAUUACUCCUCUUCCCCUGAAAGCAGUGAUUCUGGCUUGAUACUACAAACUAAACAGUGUCCUUCAGCACCAACUCACAGAAAGGGCAUCCUAAAGCGUAACGGGAAGUUCUCUUCUGGUGGCUUUCAAGAGUUUGGCUCUCUAGAUCAACUGGCGGCUUCUUUACCCCGACGAGGCCCGAGGUCCCGACCAAGCAUGGCCAUCAGCGACGACAGCAUUCUGUCUUCUGAGUCCUUUGACCAACUUGAUCUACCUGACCCGGUGGGCCCCCCGACGGAAAUGAACAGGUCAGCCAAGGCAGCCAUGAGGGGCUGCGUCUCUGCAGACAACCUGCUGGACAUGGCUGAGAGUGGGAUUGUUGCCGACGGCUUGAUGAGGCCAUGGGACUGCUACGAAUCCGGAGUGGCCGACAGUGCCUUUUCUAUCACUGACUGUGAUAAUGUCACAGAGGCUUACAAACAGGCCAUGGUCAUACGGGGACCUGCAGCCAGCUGAGCCAACGUCACAACUGGACUUUCUUUUAGACCAAAAACGGGACAAGGCGUAACCUGAAAUGCCAGUUCCUUGGAAAACCUAAGGAAGUGCAUAACACCAAAAAGAAGGGAGUUCCUGCGAUUGUAUUUUAAUUACUGUUUAGGGAGACUAAUUAGUGAUAAAACCCUUUAAUUUCAUUUUCAGUUUGAGAUUUUCUUCCCUGGUGUGUAUUUCAUCAUUUCCUCUAAGCACCAGCAGUCAGUAAAAACCAUUUGAAAGUGGCUAUUUCUGUAUUUUCUCUUAGCAGUUUUUACUUAGAUUUUGGGGAAUUUGGGAAUUUUAUAAACCAAAGGUAAAACUUUGUGAAAGUGCCACGUUAAUAUGUGUUGGUAACUGGAACCUCAGCUCUUAAGAGCUUUCACUUAAUUUAUUUCCUGAAAUGACUUGCUUCCAUGUUGGAGAAUGACUUGAAUUAUAAUAAAUGGUGACAGACUCGACGAGUCAAACCUGCUUUUGCUUUCAGGCCUACGCUGAUUACAAAAGUACACCACCUCAGGCCACCCACUCUGUUUUCAGUUAGCAGGUUUACAAAAAAGGAGUGGUGCUUAUGGAGUGUCAUUCUUAGGGAAACUGAAACAUGCCCUGACUAAUGUCUGUGUUUGACAGUUUGUUUUUGAAAUGACUGAGAUUUAAAACUGAAUCACGAAGUCCAGACGAUUGAUUGAUUUUAGGGCCUAGUUGGUUCGUGUUGAUGUCAGUCAGAAGGUAAGGAGGGCAUGAGGUAAGCGUGCAGACGAUCUGUGUGCAUGACCACAUAUUGACAGAACACCAAAUGUAUGCUGAGGAAACUAGAAUGAGUGUUGAAAUAAAAUUUCAGGUGGAGUUCA